Cylindrotheca closterium is the source of this 1272-nucleotide messenger RNA. The record is from the annotation of a GenBank genome assembly. NCBI's taxonomy places the organism in Eukaryota, Bacillariophyta, Bacillariophyceae, Bacillariales, Bacillariaceae.
AUGGAUGGCAUGGAGGAGAACAUUUUCGAACACAACGCGACCUUGGCGGUAGGGUCUGAAUCGAAUACGACUACCAUUGCUGUAUCCUCAUCGCUCUCUCCAGAACAGGAAGCAGUCGUUGCCUUUUUGCCAAUUCUGCCAUCCCUGCUCAGCAUAGCUGGAUCCGUCUGCAUUAUUCGGCUGGUACAUCGCAAGAAGUAUCGUGCACCCUAUCGGAGAUUACUCUUUGGACUGAGUGCAUACGAUGUAUUUUCUUCUCUUUUUGUGCCACUUCAGUCCUUUCUUGUGGACAAAGAGACCAGUCGGCGGCGUUUCGCCGUGGGCAAUGAAGCGACCUGCAACUUUUUGGGUUGGGGAUUUCAAGCCAGCUGCGGAUGCUUCUUAUACUUCGGUGCCUUAAGCACGUAUUACUUGAUGGUGGUUCGAUUUGGUGUCAAGGAUGAAUAUUUUGCUAGAAGAAUAGAACCUUUUAUGCAUGGGUUCAUCAUAUUAUAUUCACUCGGUACCGCCUUUGCCGCCUUGGGGGAAAACUUGUAUGGGGAACAAGAAAUCGGUGCUGGCUGCCAUUUGGCACCCAACGAAUCGUGUGAUUCCGCAUGCAUCGCCAAUUUGGCACUCAUACUAAUUGGAAUCCCCUACGUGUUCAUAUUGGUCUUGGUGCUAGCCAACAAUCUCACCAUCUAUUGCUAUGUCCGACGGACUGUGCGACAGUACGUGAAAAACAGUCAAGACCGAGCCGAGCAGAAUUUAUCCUCCGGUCUUGUUGCGGACCCUAACGUUGCCAGCAAUAGGGAUGGCUCUGUGGACUUGGACAAGCCUAUAGAGGAGACUGCCGCUGUUUCGUCCAAAGUGAAAACAAAAAUUGCCGAGGUGGAAAACCAACAGAAGCAAGUCCAGUUGGUUCGUACCCAAUCGAUUCUUUACUCUGCUGCUUUCAUCUUGGCAUACAUGUGGACGCUGAUUCUACGAGCCGCUAUCAGCUACACAGAAGGCGAACCUGGACCAGAAAUGGAAGCGGAUUUGUAUCUGUUCAUGGUGUUCCGAGCCAUCUUUACUCCUUCUAUGGGAUUUUGGAGUUUCUUCAUCUACAUCAGACCUCGGUAUUUGCAGCUGCGAAGACAAACGAAAGAAUCUAGACUUCAGACUCUUGUUCGAGUCAUGCAAGACGAUGAUAUACGAUCGAUCAGAUCUUCGCUGAAUAACAGAGGAAGUGCGUAUCAUUCCAAUAAAGACAGCCGAUAUUCUGAAAGCCGACGUUCUGAAACUCGGUAA